AUCAUAGUAUUAUGCUGGGAUCCAUCUAACAACCGACUAUGAGAACCAGAGGAGUAUCUACUGAACAAGCAGCCGCAAAUGAAGACGAAACUGAGGUGAAUAAAACCGACCUAGAACGACAUGACAGUAAGUCAAAAAGGGGUUUUAAAUCCCGCGAGAAGUCAAACGAGAAGUCAUCAAAACUUGAAAAAUUGAAAAAAAUCAUCUCACCAAAACUGAUUUUAGAGAAGACCCAGAGCGCAGGCGGCGCGAAAUCUACAGCUGGUAAGCAUACUUCUAUUCAACAUAAUUGUGACAGAUGUGAUAUCCCGAAUUCAAAUCUUCUAGGGUGUGAAUUUUGCGAUCUCUGGCUUUGCAACUCUUGUGAAAAUCUCAACAAAAACGAUCUUGCCCUACUCACUGCAUCAACCAACCAAACCCACUGGUACUGUCAUGAAUGUGAACCCCAGGUCAAAUAUAUUCUGGCACAAUCAAAAGCAGGUAUCGUUGAAGUUGCAAAAUCGGUUGCUCAUUCCCUACAAUCCAUCAAAAAAGAUCAAACCCAGGCAAAGAAGAGCCUGGACUCAGUCUCCACCAAAGUGAACCACCUCCAGGGGUUGUACGAGAAUGUAAUCCAAAAAGUUGAAACAUUCAGUGAUUCACUCAAAGAGAUAAAUCUUGGAAAAGGAUCAGUAGAAAAAUCAUUAAAAGAAGUUACCCAGCUUAGCAAAUCCUUUUCAGCAGUAGUUCAAAAUUCUGAAAACAAAAUCUAUCCCAAUGUCCUAGAAUCUGUAAAAACUGGAUUCAGAAGUGUAAAUGACCAGGAAAGACGUAAAAAGAACAUAGUCCUUCACAAUCUGGAAGAGCCCACAUCCCCCAAUCCUAAUACUGCCCAGGCCCAAGACCUAGAAGAAGUUAAACAGAUAUUUGAGGAUGGCCUUGAACUCCUAAAUAUCCAGAUUAUCAAAACAAUCAGAUUAGGUAGAAAACUUAACAAGCC
This is a messenger RNA of Owenia fusiformis, 979 nucleotides long. Lineage: Eukaryota; Metazoa; Annelida; Polychaeta; Sabellida; Oweniidae. The record is from the annotation of a GenBank genome assembly.